AUGAUAUUCGGUUCUUGGUCAUUGGCAGAAAGGGCUACUCCUUCGCUUUUGGCCUUUGUUAUUUUUAUGAAUUUGAUGGAUUCAGCUUCUGCCAUAUUCCGACAUCGUUCGCUAUUUAAUGACACCACUAUGGCCGCGGAGCACUACUUCUCAAUACCACCAGAGAACCCAUGGCAUCCCUCCAAUGUGCUUUAUAAGCAGUAUAUUGUCUACAGUUUGUUAAACUAUUUGUUUGCUGAUUAUCUCGUAGAUGAACUUUCUACUUUGGACCAAGAUUGUGAUAUAAAUGUGCUGGGAAUCUGCACUCUUGAGAAGAGCAAGCUUGGUCAUUUUGGCGUGUAUGAUGAUUAUGACGAUGUCCCACCAGCAUACUUAGAUUCGGACCUCUUUGGUCACUUAAGCACCAUAUUCGGUGGUUUGAUAUCAUCAAAUAGCGCCGACUUCUACAUCGAUGAAGAUGUGCCUACAGAAUCACCUAUCUGGUUUAAAAAAUCGGGUUUUUUUAUUAUGCACGUUUUUGACAAGAAUAAGGAAUUUAACUCCACCUUAUCUAAAAUCUCACCAAUCCAAGUAUCAUCCACUAUGACUAUGUCGAUAAAUAAGAUUUGGUCUGCUGAUUAUAACUCAUUAGGCGGUGUAAAUACUACUUUUGGGGGCCAUUUGAUGGUAGAGGGCGAUAGAAUUAAUUAUAUGAUCUACAGGUACUUCAAGCAUAAACGCGAACUGGCUUCAUUUUCUGCUUUUUACUCUGAGGCCGCUGAAGUGACAAAUCUUCUUAUUGAGGCCGUAGAUACUGAAUUUCCAAAAAACGUCAUUGGAUCGUGCGUUUCUUUCUAUCAUGAUGGACCUUCCGCCGUUUAUAUCAAAUUUCUCGAGACUGGGUCCGAUUUAACUUUCGAUGAUAUACCUUGUGAGGGCAUGAUGGGAUGGGGUGCCCUGGCGUGA
This is a messenger RNA of Kazachstania africana CBS 2517, 945 nucleotides long. RefSeq lists its product as uncharacterized. Bases 1 to 945 code for a protein of 314 amino acids. The record is from RefSeq and is a predicted model, not a curated record. The transcript has a single exon. Lineage: Eukaryota; Fungi; Ascomycota; Saccharomycetes; Saccharomycetales; Saccharomycetaceae.